ACGUAGCGUGUCAUUACGUACGCCUGGCCGGCCAAGGCUUGACUUCCUGACUGUUUAUUGUGUUACAGUGUAGCUUGGCCAGACAUCUGCACAAAAAUAAGCCCUACGUUACGUUAGUGUGUGUACAUACAUCGGUACAGAAACUGCGACUCAAGAAACUGCGACUGAAGAUGGAGGAGCAAAAUAUCCAGCAAGCUACAGAGGACAGGGAUGAGCUAGCCAUGAAGGAAUCUGAGUCCGACGUGCAGAUAGCGCCCUCGCCUGACAUCAAACUCCAGAAGAAAAUCGGGCCAGUGGUGGGCGUGGCUAUUGUGGUGGGCGUCAUGAUGGGGAGUGGGAUUUUCAUUACGCCGUCGUUUGUGCUUGCUAGCAGCGGCUCUGUCGGCAUGGCACUGCUUGUGUGGACUAUCGCAGGCCUUCUUUCUAUCAUUGGUUCCCUGUGCUACGUCGAGUUGGGUACAAUGAUACUCGUGUCCGGCGGUGACUAUGCCUACAUCUACACAGCGUUCGGUCCGCUGCCCGCAUUCCUGUAUGUCUGGGUUACGACAAUAGUCGGUGCGCCGACAAUGCUAGCAAUCAUGGCGUCUGCGUUCUCCAACUACGUGUUGUAUCCGUUCUUCCAGGCGGGAGAUCUGUGUAUGCCUCCCGCCGCAGCGAUAUAUUUAUUUGCUGCUGUUUGCUUGUUGUUGGUAACAUUCCUAAACAUCUACAGUGUGAAAUGGGUGACUCGUGCCCAGGGCGUCUGCACGGGACUUGUUGUUCUAGCAUUGCUGGUCAUUAUCAUGACAGGACUGGUCAAACUGGCUCAGGGAAAUACAGCUGCUUUUGUGAAUGGUUUUGAGCCGAUUGAAGGACUGCACACAGCUCCGGGUUCAGUGGCAGUCGCGUUCUAUGCAGCGUUGUUUGCAUAUGGUGGAUGGAACAUACUGAAUUUCCUCAUUGAGGAGCUAACUAAUCCUGUAAGAGACCUGCCCAUAGUACUCAUGGUCUCCCUACCACUGGUGACAGUCAUCAAUGUGCUGGUCAACAUUGCCUAUCUUGCUGUACUCAAUCCACAGGAAAUGCUUCAAUCCAAAGCUGUAGCCUUUACAUUUGGUAAGAAGGUCUUGGGUGACGCUUCCUGGAUCAUGCCCAUAGCUGUCUCCAUAUCCAUGGUGGGAGCUCUCAAUGCAGGACUGCUGAAAGGCUCCAGGACGUGCAUGGUUGGUGCUCGCAAGGGACAGUUUCCAAGCAUUCUGGGUAUGAUACAAGUCCAGAGAAAAACGCCUGCACCUGCGUUACUGUUUGUUGCUGCGUUUGGUCUAAUAUUCCUGACGUCCAACGACAUCGGUAGACUGAUCAACUGCUUCUCUUUAGUGACUUGGAGUACCAUCCUAGCUUCCAUACUCGGCCUUCUGUACCUACGCUGGAAAAGGCCUGACCUGAAAAGACCUUUCAAGGUGAACCUAGUACUACCCAUCAUCUUUGUUCUGGUCUGCACCUGUCUGCUGGUACUCGGCAUUAUCAGUGAACCAUGGGAUUCUCUGAUUGGUCUAGGCAUGACCUUGACAGCCCUCCCCGUCUAUGCUAUCUGCAUCUAUCCAACCAACAAGCCUGGCUGGUUGAGGAAGAUCACUUAUACCGUGACAGUGUUUCUUCAGAAGGCUUUGUUUGUUGGCCGGGAAGAAACCUCGUGAGGGAGAAGAAAGUCUUGGUAACGUUGAGCUUACUCAUAAAGGAGGUUAAAAGUACUUGUAAGAGGGUGUCUUGUUGAAAUAUUAUUGUUUUCAAAAUCGUCAAAUGAACCAUAAAAUUAUGUUCUUCCAAAUUGAUGUUAGAGGCUAAUUUGAACUUUGACGAUUGUUUCAACCUGUUCCUGGAUUCCAUUGAAAUCAGUGUUGUAGUCCAGUCCAUGACAAGUCCUUUCACAAGUCCAGUCACAAUGACAAAGGUACGGAAGUGUAUUUAGGACAUGACCCAAACAAAAUGUCCGGCCCGAUAUAUUUCGCCCGGGCGGAU
This is a messenger RNA of Patiria miniata (bat star), 1998 nucleotides long. RefSeq names its product Y+L amino acid transporter 2-like. Gene Ontology annotation, biological process: amino acid transmembrane transport. Gene Ontology annotation, cellular component: membrane. The coding region runs from base 171 to 1676 and encodes 501 amino acids. The transcript has 12 exons. NCBI's taxonomy places the organism in Eukaryota, Metazoa, Echinodermata, Asteroidea, Valvatida, Asterinidae. Gene Ontology annotation, molecular function: L-amino acid transmembrane transporter activity. The record is from RefSeq and is a predicted model, not a curated record.